AUGAUUGUCGUAUUCAAUAUAUUACAGUAUCUGCUGAUCAGCCGUCCGGUGGAAGUUCCCUACUUCUUUCCUUUGUUACUUCGAAGAAUUGCCGUUGUUGCUGUACGUUUGUUAGCUCACACUCUUGGCGAUUCUUCGAGACCGUUGGAUUUCUGUCAUAACCAAGAAGGGUAUUUGUCGAUGUAUAAGUCAGGUGAUGUGGAUCAUUUGCACUUGCGCAUGAAAGAUUCGCGGAAGCGAGACCUGGACAUGUACUGCAGCGUGAGCAUCGCCAGCACUGAUGCCGUUUCGUUGGCGCUUUGGGCAAGUUUAAAGUUUUUGAUUGUACCAUACUGGAUUGUUAACAAGUCCGGUAUUCCACUGAUUAUCAAGCAGGAGGCGACAGAGGGCCUUGCUGCUGGGCAGAUGGAGGAGCACGAACGAGCCAAGGAUCGCAAUCCGUUGAUGUUCUCAUUCGCCAACGAUAACUGCCCCAAACAGUGUUUAUUGCGCAUUGGCCAGAACUAUGCGAGAGAUCAGGGAUACGAGCCUUGUUGGGGGCCCAAGUUUCCUCUUACAGUUGGCUUGCAUUCGAUGAUUCUGCGUCUCAAUCACAGGACGCUGCCUCCACAAAUCUACAAUAUUGGUGUGGAGGUGCGUCAAGGCACUGGGCGUUAUAAGCAUACACAAGUUGUAAUGCUCACGCCACGUUACGUGCUCAGCAAUCAGACCUCUUCCGGUCUUUCGCUAAGCCACAUUGACUAUAUCAACGUACGUUUUUGUUCUACCUUCAUUUCGCUUGCCAUUUUACACAUUUUCAAACACUGA
Molecule: messenger RNA, 807 nt
Organism: Gongylonema pulchrum
Lineage: Eukaryota; Metazoa; Nematoda; Chromadorea; Rhabditida; Gongylonematidae
Source: the annotation of a GenBank genome assembly